AUGGGAGGAGUAAUUGUUCUCUUGGCCGGUGAUUUUAGACAAACUUUGCCUGUUGUGCCACGAGGAACACGUGCAGAUGAAGUUAAAGCCUCUAUUAAGUCAUCAAUUUUAUGGCCUUCGGUCAAAGUUUUAUCUUUGACUAUCAAUAUGCGUGUUCAUCUUCAGCCAAAUUCGAAAGCAGAAGAGUUUUCAAAAAUACUGAUUGAUAUAGGUGAUGGCCAAAUUCCGGAAGAAGACGGAAGAAUAAACGUGUCCUAUAUUAAUUGUGAAACUGUCCCAGAUUUAAUCACCUUGACUGACAAAAUAUACCCGAAUAUUGACAAAGCUGGCGAUAAUUGUAGUUCAUGGUUAAAGGAGAGAGCCAUCCUCACACCAACCAAUGAACAAGUCAAUUGUAUUAACAACUUUUGCUGGAGAAACUGCCAACUGAGCAAGUAA
Molecule: messenger RNA, 438 nt
Organism: Cotesia glomerata
Lineage: Eukaryota; Metazoa; Arthropoda; Insecta; Hymenoptera; Braconidae
Exons: 1
Coding region: 1-438 (145 amino acids)
Biological process (GO): telomere maintenance; DNA repair
Molecular function (GO): DNA helicase activity
Source: RefSeq, a predicted model, not a curated record